AUGGCCGACACCGGAGAAGACAGGACGAAGGGUGGAGCGGAUUUCCACAAAGAAAAAAUUAAAUGCAGCCCCGCAGACGAGGCUGAGCUGGAGAGUCAGCAUUUCUGGAGAAUAAUCGAUGCUUUUAAAUUUUACAGGGCCCAUGUCCAGGAGCGGGUCAAGCGUGCUGAGCGUCAGUUUCUGAGCCUACCACAGCACCACCAGAAUUUGCUGCCAUGUGUUUUGUCCAACCUGGCCCGCAUCAACCGGUGUGUGGACCACAACCAGGAGGUGAUGCAGGACAUCAUUCACAACAGCCUCGACAUGUUCGAGAACAUUGGAUAUGGCGAGAGGGAGGAUCCGAGGAAGAUUCGGCCAUCUACCACAUUUGACAUGGACAAGCUUAAGUCAACCAUAAAGCAGUUUGUCAGAGACUGGAGUGAUGAAGGCCAGGCUGAGAGAGACUCCUGCUACCGACCCAUCAUCCAAGAGAUCCAAAGACUCUUCCCAUGUGACCAAUAUGAUGUGUCUAAGGUGAGCGUUCUGAUUCCGGGUGCUGGGCUCGGCCGUCUUGCCUGGGAGAUUGCGAGCCUGGGUUAUAUAUGCCAGGGCAACGAAUGGAGCCUCUUCAUGCUCUUCUCCUCAAAUUUUGUUCUCAAUAGGUGUGAGCAGGUGAACACUCUGACCCUGUACCCUUGGAUCCACCAGUUCAGCAACAACAAGAAAUCUUCAGACCAAACACGACCAAUCAGAUUCCCUGAUGUCAACCCUCAGAGUUUACCACUAACUGCAGACUUCUCCAUGGUAGCUGGGGACUUUGUGGAGGUCUACACUGACACAGAUUCCUGGGACUGUGUGGCUACCUGUUUCUUUAUUGACACAGCUCAUAACGUCAUUGAGUAUGUGGAGACCAUCUGGAAGAUUCUGAAGCCUGGUGGAGUCUGGAUCAACCUGGGUCCGCUGCUGUAUCACUUUGAGAACAUGGCCGACGAGCUCUCAGUUGAACUUAGCUAUGAAGACAUUAGGACAGCCAUGGUUAAAUUUGGCUUCCACAUUGAGGUGGAGAAAGAGUCAAUGCAUACCACCUACACAGAAAACAACCGCUCUAUGUUGAGAUACGUUUACGACUGUGUCUUCUUUGUGGCACGAAAACCUGCAGACGUGUAUUUUGACUGUGAAGAGGACGACCAACGGUCAAUUUCCCCACCGGCGGCUAAGUCACCUCGGCGAGAGGGAACAGACAGCCUGACGUGACAAGAAAUCCUUUGUCAAAAACAGUGAACAUAGGGGAGCACAACCAUCGACUGAGAAGAGAUUAAACUGAUGAACUGAAAAACACAAUGGAAGCGGGGGGAAAAACCAAGGAGAUAAAUGUUCUUUUUGUUUUAUAUAGUCUCAAUAAUGUUCAUUUCUUUGAGAGGAGGCAGCCAGUCAUGAUGAGUGUGUUUCUUUUAACCAUUAUGGCCUGCAGCCUUCAUUGUUUUUUGCUACGUGUGUGUGUUUGUGCGUGGGCGCUUGUUUGUGUGUGUGAGAGAGAGAUGAUGGAGAAUAUGAUCUGAACAUUGGAAAAUCUAUUUAUUUUUCAAAUAUGGUGCCAAUAACUUCUACCCAUUUGCAUUGAUCAUCAGAUGUUUCAGUUUUUUCAGAAAUAUGCUGUUUUAAAGUUGGAGAGGAUUUUCAUUAAAUGUUUCUUAUCAAACUUUGUAAU
This is a messenger RNA of Limanda limanda (common dab), 1687 nucleotides long. RefSeq names its product carnosine N-methyltransferase 1 (gene carnmt1). The record is from RefSeq and is a predicted model, not a curated record. Gene Ontology annotation, molecular function: S-adenosylmethionine-dependent methyltransferase activity. NCBI's taxonomy places the organism in Eukaryota, Metazoa, Chordata, Actinopteri, Pleuronectiformes, Pleuronectidae. Bases 1 to 1233 code for a protein of 410 amino acids. The transcript has 8 exons.